GUGCGUCUCUUCCCAGGAUAUCUGCAUGUUUGGCGCACAGAUGACCAAGGGCAAGUGCUGCGUCCAGAAGACCACCACUACCUGCUUCGCCUCGCUCGAGGUCGCCUGCCCGAGCGGCUGCAACAGCCUGGGCAGCCUGUGCGCGCCAAACAAGUCAUAUCUGGACGUUGUCAAUGUGCUGCAGGUGCAGGAGGUGCCCAACCCAUCAUACAAGGAGGCGGCGGACGGCAAGGCCUGGUUCAAGCUGGGGCUGCCGAUGUUUGACCUGGGAAAGGGCGCGCUGAUCGCCGGGGCCAAGGCCGCCAUUGAGAGCAAGCUGAUUGGCGUCUCCACGCUGGGCAAGGGCAAGGGCUGGGGCAAAGGCAAGGGCUCUUGGGCAAAGGUGGACGUCGUGCCUCAGUGCUUCUCCAAUGAGAACGAAGUUGUGUGCAUGGAGCCCAAAGUCAGGACCAUGUACGCACCGACCCUGGCCAACUGCCCGCCCGGCUGCGCCGGCCCCAUCGGCGGCGCGUGCGUCUGCAACCCUGGCGGCCCGGCGCCUUGCCCUCCUGGCACUGACGACUGCCCGUCCCCCGCUGGCCGGAUCUGCGUGUCGAAGUCCCUUUGCUACGGCCUGAACCAGUGCAAGAUCGCCUCCAUCCUCAUGCCCCACCUGCCGCCCGUUACGUGCCCUGGCGGGGCCCCAGCCACGCCGGCGCCCGCGCCCGCCGCGCCGGCGGCGUCGGUGGCCGCCAAGGCGACUGCGGCUGCCUCCACUGGCGGGAAGUGA
Molecule: messenger RNA, 769 nt
Organism: Monoraphidium neglectum
Lineage: Eukaryota; Viridiplantae; Chlorophyta; Chlorophyceae; Sphaeropleales; Selenastraceae
Exons: 6
Source: RefSeq, a predicted model, not a curated record